AGAGUCUUAUUCGAUUAGAAAGAUAAUAGAUAUGUCGAAAAGAAAGGGACCUGCCAAGGGUUCAUUUGGAAGAUUCCGUAAUAAGAAUGGGAAGAAAAAGAAGACUGGGAAUGGCGGGCGUGCACCAUCGACAGAUCAAAGGUCUUCACAUGGUGGCAAUGAUCAUGCUGAACUAUACGAUUUACAAUAUGGCGAACUUCCGGACGUGGGGAAUUCACGUCUGAAGCCGAUGUCCAUGAAGAGUAUGCUGAAGAGACCUGGGCUGACCCGUCAUACCAUGAUGGAAGAGGUUGGAUAUACCAGUAGGCACGUGGAGAGCACUAUUAGACAGCCCUUGAGAAAUAAGCCAGUUUUAUUUGUAAAGGCCAAGGAAAUAUACGAUCCUAACAAGUCUUUAAGAGAAGAAAAGAAGAGGAAGGAAGAUGAAGAGAAUAAUAAGAAUGAAAGUAGACCAGUUGAUGAUAUGGAAGAGGUGGAAAGUUUAUCUGAAGAAGAAGAGGAAGUAGAAGUUGGAAAGGAAGAAGAAGAAGAAGAAGAACAAGAAGAAGAAGAAGAAGACACAAUCCCUAAGGAACACCAAGAGUUGUUGGAUUAUUUGAAUUCACCAUCACUUAAUGAGGUACGUCCAAGUAAGCCACGUAUUGACAUAUUGAGUGAUUCAGAUGAAGAAGGUGAAGAAGUGGAUGAAGAAGAGGAUGAUGAGGAAGUGAUUGAGAUGAUACAAGAAGAAGAUGAUGAGGAAGUGAUUGAGAUGAUACAAGAAGAAGAAGAAGAAGAAUUAGAAGAAGUGCAAGAUCAGAAAGAACAUCCCAUUGGAGAAGAAAAGAUUAAUACAGAACAUUCUCAUGAUGAACAUGCUGAAGUAGAUGUCCAAGAACAUAAUAAAUCUGAAGAUAUGGAUGUCGAUUCUUCUCCAUUUAUUAUCGAUGAAGUUGGUGAUCCAGAACUUGUUAAAUUAACUAAACCUUUAACGUCACUUCUUGUCACAGAAAAUGACAGUAGCUCGACUAGAAGUCCUUCAAUAAAAUCAGAUUCUAAUCCAGGAUUAGAGUACAAUCCAGUUUUAACAAUCGGGAAAGUAUCACUUCAAACGUCCAAGAAGAAUGGAUACACAACUACAGAGCUUAUGUCUGUUGACCUGCUUAAUAAAGUUGCCAAGCCAGGAUUCGUAGAUGAGGAAAACCUCUUUGCCGAAUCUGAAGAGUCUGACUUUUUAGAUGAUGAUAGAGGAGGAUACAAGGAUUAUAUCUCACAGAUCAUGAGAGAUAUGGCCAAUGAUAGUGAUGAGUAUGAAAGUGAUACCAAUUUUGAUAUUAUGGCAGAAUCAUCUGAUGAAGAAGAAGAAGAUAAUCAAGACAAUGAUGAUUUGGAAGAUGAUGACGACGAAGAAACCGAUCCUAAAGAUGUUGAAUAUGGAUUCCUUCCUGAAGAUUUUGAAUUUGAUAUCUCUGAAAUAUCAGUCUCUAAUGUUAGGUUGGGGAUCAAAAACCAAUACUACACUAGGUGUUUGGGUCUUACCGGCUCUCAAGACGAACUGAUGUGGAUAGAUCAAGAUGAAUUACAUGAUUAUGUGAUUCUGAAGGGAGUUAAAGAACAUAGAUUACAAAGUUUUAUGAGGUACAUUACUACUGGAUUAAUUGAUGAUGAGCCAUUUGAACAACCAAAUUACUCCGAUGUGUACAUAUCAGAAACGUCAGAAGAAGAAGAAGUUCAAGAAGAUGAAGAACUUGCGUCUAUGGUUGAAUUUGCCAAGUCUCAGAAACAAACCAAGAUGAUGGACAUUCCUACAACUGAAACUCUUAAAACUACUGGAAAGGGUAAGAAGAAGAAGUUGAAAUUGGACAAGUUUUCUCUCACAGCUGAAACUCUUGAAUCAUUACAAGAACAGCAUCAAAUCCGUAGACAAUCAAAGAAGAACAAGAAGGAUAAAAAGGAGGCCGAUAAACUUGAGAAAGCUUUCAAGAAACACGAUCUUCUUAUUCUCUAUCCAUUUUCUAUGCACAUUACAGAGAUUAGAGAAGAGCUCGAAGCCUUCUUACAUGAUAUUUCAAGAGAUACAUUAAGUUUCCCACCAUUAGACCCCCAUGGGAACAAGACUGUCAGUAAAAUGGCCCGUUUCUACAACAUGAAAACCACUACUCAUGGUUCUGGACUUAAGUCGUUUAUUAAAGCAUCCAAAUAUAGAAGAACAUUCCAUAACCUUCCAGAUUACGGCAACAUGGCUUAUGUUAUGAAACAAAGACCAAUUUUCCAUAGAGCAGAUAUCAAGAGAACCAAACUGGAGAUCACUGCCACCGAUGGUAACCUCAAGAAGGACAAGGCCAGAGGCCGUAAUAAGCCAACUUCCAAUGCAUCAGUACAAGAAGGUGAUAUUGUUGGAAGUAAAGCACCAGAAAUUGCCGCUGACAACGUUGGUAGACUUUUGCUUGAAAAGCUUGGUUGGGUCCGUGGAGAAGGUUUGGGUAUACUGGGUAACAAGGGUAUCAGUGAACCUAUCACAGCCGUCGUAAAGAAAUCCAAGGAAGGGUUGAAAGAGAGUAGAAAAUAGAUAGAAUUUAAUAUAAUACCAGCCUAACCAUUAAUUAUUAUAUACGUCUUUGUAU
Molecule: messenger RNA, 2603 nt
Organism: [Candida] anglica
Lineage: Eukaryota; Fungi; Ascomycota; Pichiomycetes; Serinales; Debaryomycetaceae
Source: the annotation of a GenBank genome assembly